Messenger RNA from Pieris macdunnoughi, 879 nucleotides. The record is from the annotation of a GenBank genome assembly. NCBI's taxonomy places the organism in Eukaryota, Metazoa, Arthropoda, Insecta, Lepidoptera, Pieridae.
AUGGCAGCUGUUAUUCCAACAGUUACUAAAUUAUCAAAAAGAAUCAUAAGAAUUCUGGGUUGUAACCCAGGACCAAUGACGCUUCAAGGUACAAAUACAUACUUAAUUGGAACUGGUAAAAAUCGUAUACUUUUGGACACUGGUGAUAAAGACAUGACAGAAUAUCAGAAACAUUUAUCUGCAGUAGUAGGUUCAGAACAAGUAAAUAUUGAACACAUAGUGGUUACACAUUGGCAUCAUGACCAUAUAGGAGGAGUUGAGAAUAUUUUUGGGACAAUUGCAAAACAGCCAAAAGUUUGGAAACACAAAAGGGAUUCAGGUGACUCUCAUGACACAAACCUGUUACCAUGUCAUUUUAAUUGGCUUUAUGAUGGACAAGAGCUGACAGUAGAAGGAGCAACUCUUAAGGUUCAUCACACACCUGGGCAUACAACUGAUCAUGUGGUCUUGACUUUACAAGAGGAAAAUAUUUUGUUUAGUGGGGACUGUAUUCUUGGAGAAGGCACUGCUGUUUUUGAAGACCUUUAUACCUACAUGAAAAGCUUAAAUAGAAUAUUAGAAUUGAGUCCCAGUGUUAUUUAUCCAGGACAUGGAAAUAUUGUUGAUGAUCCUAUUGAAAAAAUUAAAUACUAUAUAGCACAUCGAACUCAAAGGGAAGAACAAAUUUUGGAAGCUCUUAGGAACAACUCCGAUAAACAAUUGAAUGAAAUGGAUUUAGUUAAGAUCAUCUAUAAAGAAACCCCAGAGCAUUUAUGGCCAGCGGCUGCAUAUAAUGUUAAUCAUCAUUUGACAAAAUUAGCCAAAGAGAAAAUAAUAAAAUGCCUAGAUAUAGAUGGGGAAAACAAAUGGCAGAUAGCUAUGACACAAAGCAGUUUAUAA